AUGCCCAUCAACCCCGAGUACAUACCCUUGCCGAAGAGCAAGGAGAUGUUCGCGAUUGCAUCGUGGCGUGACUCUCCAGGGCUGAACACGGCGCCGCCCGCACACCCUGGCGUGUCCGGCAGCCCGCAUCUUGCUUCACUGGAUGCUCUGCGGAACGGCAAGGGUAUGGCCGGGAUGUACGCGGCGGCAACACACACCACCAAUACCACGAAUACAGUAGCGGCAGCUGGUGCCUCGCUCCUCCCCCCCGCCGGCGGCACGGCGGAGGACAGCAAGGACGCUGCCAAGAGCAAGGCCCCCCUGGCCGCGGCAGCAGGCAAGAAGAAGAAGCGCAAGCCCGGGUCGGGAGCAACGACGAGCGCGGCGAGUGCAGCAGGAUCUGGCGUCCGCCCAGACGACGUGGACGACUUCUUUGUGCACAUCUUCCUCCCCUCCUGCGCCUCGGUGCAGACGCUGGAGUUCGAGCUGCAUGCGCAGACAACGCCGCUCAAGAGCAUCGAGGUGGGUCUGCCCAAAAUCUUGUUCCCACGCAAGCCCGCUGGCGGCGACGCGAGCCUCCCCACGACCACAACGUUGGCCCCGGCAGUCGCAUCCACCAAAGUCGUCUCUUCGCCUUCGUGCACGCCGGCAGUGAAUCCCGCGAACAACGAGCUUAGCCUCCCGCUCAUGUCCCUGCCUCCGGCGGACCUCCCAGAGCCGGCACCGAGUGAAAGCUCAUGUGACGCCCCGCCGUCGGUAUCGGCGGCAGCGGCGGCGCACGUCAACGGCGACGGCACCGCCUCAGCGGCAGCGGCGUCGGCUGGACACCAAGGAGGCGAGUACCAAGUAUCCCUGCUAUUUGCUGAGAAGGCAGAAGCGGAGAAAACGGUCACGUUCGUGCAGCGCCGCUGGCCCACUGCCGCCGUGUCGCUCGCAUCCCGCAGCCGCAGCGUACUAAACGCCACCCUGGUGCUGAAGGGCAUGCCAAACCAGGCCAAGACGGAGGCGGUGCUCACAGAGAUGCAGAGUCUGCCACACACACCUUCGUAUGUGCGGCUGCUCCGCAGCGAGCGCGGCGUCUUCAAGGGGGUUGUCUUCGUCAAGUACGCAAACUGCGAGGUCGCGGAAGAGUGCAAGCUGCGACUGGAGAAGUUUGUGCUCGGCUCCCGUCCCUUGAAAGUGGAGUUCAAGAAGAAGAGCACGGCGGCGGCGAGCGCGAACGCCGCUAUUACCGAGAGCAAGCGCUCUCUACAGGAGCUGGUGCGUGAACUGCGCGUAAGCGCCGAGCACGAGGGCUUCCACCUCUCUCGCACCGAUGUGGCGAAGGAGGCGCUGAAGGUGCUGAAGCAGCUCUGCCAGUCGUACGGGCUCUUGUUCGACAUGAACGAUCACCAGGUGACGGUGCGGCGAGUACUGGGGUCGAACGGCACCGGCAGCGAAAAGCCGUCGCCGGCGCUGCGGCCGCAGUCGAUGCCCCCCGCCUGGGCUCCAGCGACGCCGGCCCCGCUGCGUCCGAUGGACUUCAAAGGCAUCAGCCACUGGAAGGAUAUCCGCAGCCAAGCCUCCACCCUCGGCAUAAUGCGGCCGCUUGGACCAGAGGACGGCAAGCCGGCGUUCUCGGCUGGCCGUGGUCGACCUCUGUGA
Messenger RNA from Leishmania mexicana MHOM/GT/2001/U1103, 1623 nucleotides. RefSeq lists its product as hypothetical. Gene Ontology annotation, molecular function: RNA binding. The transcript has a single exon. Lineage: Eukaryota; Euglenozoa; Kinetoplastea; Trypanosomatida; Trypanosomatidae. Bases 1 to 1623 code for a protein of 540 amino acids. The record is from RefSeq and is a predicted model, not a curated record.